UACGCACCUUACGCACUUUGCGGAGGUUACGGUUGCGGGCUUUCUCACAGGGACGCUGGGGUAGAGCUCCGAGCUUAGGGCUUUUUUUCCCCCACCUGAGCACACGCCGGCCUAAAACCUAACCAGGGCACCAGCUAAUGACCUUUCAAAGCGUUUUCUUGUCGCCUUAGAGGUCGAAGUGAUGCGAGUGAGGCUCACCCAUAGCGGAGAGCCGGUCUCUUUUUCUAUUUAAAUGCGCUGACGGCGGUUUCUGUCCGUCUCUCUUUCUCGGCGUUUCUCUCCGCCGUCGCUAUACCACAGCCGCUUUACUUAUCCAGCCCGCCGCCUUUGUGUGCUUCUUUUUUCUUUUUUCCCCUCUUUUUUAACGCAUAAAUUCGUUUGAGAUUCGGGUAAGUCAGCAGUACCGCGGCUAGCUGGCUAACGCGGGGCCGCAGUGGGAAGGGAGCGCGAAUGAGCAGGCCGCGGGGAAGGAGCCGAGUGACAGGCGGCGCUGAGGCCUGAGGGACCGCGGCUCGGGGCCUGCCGCCGCGGGGCCGUGUGUGUAGGUGUGUGAGAGGGAGAAACAGGGAGGGCGAGGAGAGGGACGCACACCGGGCUUAACUAGAGCAGUAAUCCAAGCCCGAUACCAGUUCUUACUGCACAGCAGUGCGUGAAUAUGCGUACGCGGAGCGGCGCUGAAUUAGCCGGCUAAGCUAGCCUGCUGAGUAACCACGUUCACUCUCUCAGUCAAGAUAGACGUUAGCCUUUACCUUGUCAUCUCUAUUAAUAACUGUGUGAUUAACGUGAUUAUCCCCUAAUUACGAAAAUCAAUCGUUUGCUUAAUAUUAGGUGCUUGUUGGUCAGUAUAUCUGUCGCAUAUUGUCUAAUGUUUAAUAGUGUCCAAACUUUACGGCUGCCAUUUGGUUGUUUUUGUCACCAGCAAAUAGGUAGUAUCCGGACAGAAGUGAAGGAUGUACUUUCUUGGCUAUCAGCAAUUUGCCGAAUAUUAUCUUUAACUGAUAAAUGCUCACUGUUGUAACGCAUCUGCAUUUGUUUGGCAUAUUAACCGCGGGCCUCCCACCCCCUGAUAGCCCCGCAUGACAGCUGUCAUCGCCACAACCUUUCGCUGUCAUUCUCAUCUUUAAUUUGACCUUAUUUCAAUUUUGGUAAGGGAGCCAGCCUGAGAAUGCUUUUCAAUGUUUCUUCCCUCCCAGUAGCACCUUUUCCCCAUAUUUAAAAUAUGUAAUCACGUUGUAGAUUGUGGGGUGACUUUGGUAGCAUUUCAUGCUUGCGGUUUUCUUGUACCUGGCAAAUGUAUUUUACUUUUCAGUAGUAAUAAAGGGGUGCUGUCUUUUAAAGGUGAAGGAGGUGACAAUGGGGGCAUUCCUGGACAAGCCAAAGAUGGAGAAGCACAACGCUCACGGAGAAGGCAACAGCCUCCGCUAUGGUCUGAGCAGCAUGCAGGGCUGGCGGGUGGAGAUGGAGGACGCCCACACGGCCGUCAUCGGGCUGCCCAACGGCCUGGACCCCUGGUCCUUCUUCGCUGUGUACGAUGGGCACGCCGGCUCGCAGGUAGCUCGUUACUGCUGUGAGCACCUGCUGGAGCACAUCACCAGCAACCCAGACUUCCGCGGCGGUGAGCGGGAGCCAUCGGUGGAGAGUGUCAAGAGCGGCAUCCGCACCGGCUUCCUGCAGAUCGACGAGCACAUGCGCGCCAUCUCAGAGAAGAAGCACGGCGCCGACCGUAGCGGCUCCACAGCCGUAGGUGUGCUGGUCUCGCCGCGGCAUACCUACUUCAUCAACUGUGGCGAUUCGCGGGGCUUGCUGAGCCGCGCCGGCCGCGUCCACUUCUUCACGCAGGACCAUAAGCCCAGCAACCCGCUGGAGAAGGAGCGCAUACAGAACGCCGGCGGCUCAGUCAUGAUCCAACGUGUCAACGGUUCCCUCGCUGUGUCACGGGCCCUUGGAGAUUUUGACUACAAGUGCGUUCACGGCAAGGGCCCCACGGAGCAGCUGGUGUCACCAGAGCCAGAAGUUUAUGAGAUCGAAAGAUCGGAGGCCGCUGACGAGUUCAUCGUGCUGGCAUGCGACGGCAUCUGGGAUGUCAUGGCCAACGAGGAACUGUGCGACUUUGUCAGGUCGAGGCUGGAGGUGACGGAGGACCUAGAGAGAGUGUGCAAUGAGAUAGUGGACACCUGUCUGUACAAGGGGAGCCGGGACAACAUGAGUGUGGUACUGAUCUGCUUUCCUGGUGCACCCAAGAUCUCUCCAGAAGCCGUGAGGAAAGAGGCAGAACUGGAUAAGUACCUGGAAAGCAAAGUGGAAGAGAUCAUUAAGAAACAAGGUGAAGAGGAUGUGCCGGACUUGGUCCACGUGAUGCGCACGUUAGCCACGGAGAGCAUCCCCAAUCUGCCACCAGGGGGCGAGCUGGCCAGCAAACGGAGUGUUGUUGAAGCCGUAUACAACAGACUGAACCCAUGUCGGAGUGAAGACACUGACUCUGCCUCGGCUGCCGACAUGUGGUAACGUGGCCCCGGCCUCCCUGCACCUCCCCUAGCACAGAGCUUACUCACAGCCCCCCCACCAAGACCGCCUGCGCUCAUGAGCCACUUCGCCGGCCACCUGCCCCCAAGGCUUUCCGUUCAGAGGCGGCGACAAGCGGCGGCUGGGGGGGGCCACCCCACACAGCCCCUGCCAUACAACUACCGUUUGCCCGGGGGGGAGGCGGCACGGCACUGCCCGCCCCCCCUGCUCCUUUUCGCCAUGUCCUUUUAAGCCCACACUGGUUUGCCCUUCCACCAAGCUGAUGCAAGGCUAUUUUUUUGUUGUUGUUGUUGUUGUUGUUUUUAAUUCAUGAAUUUGCAAACUUCUUUGCUGUAAUGACAUUCGAGGCUUCUGCUCUGCCCCCCAACCCCCCACCUCCCCAGUUGUGCUCGUUUAUGUGAAGUGCGUUUGUCCCUCUGCACAAUGUACUCUCAUCAGGCGUGAACCUGAGUAAAAGCUAAGGAUGAAAGCGCGUCUGUAUCCGCGUCCGUAUCCGCCAGCCCCCCCGUCACAUCUGCCAGCGCGCCGCUGCUCCCACAGCUUAGUCAGUGGUCCUUUAAGAAACGGGUAAAAUUUCUAAGUUCACAGCAGAGGAAGCUUUGUAAAUUUACAAAAUCAUGACUAGUGACUACGACUUUUCUGCGGCGUGCUUUGUCCGGCACGCCUGUGUGUGUGUAUGGGGUCGCACCCGCGGUCUGUGUGUCUGUCCGCUGACGAGUGCCCGGCCUGCCCUGCAUUCCCGCGUGCUGCUCUGCAGUCAGGCUGCUCUGCUUCUUCAUAACACAGCAACACUAACUGUCUUUACACGCCUCACCCACUUCGGUAUUCAUUAAGAAAAGAAUAAAAACCUUCAGAAACAUUAUGAUCCAGAUUACGCUCUUUCCGGGGGAGGAGGCACUAAACUCAGGCGCCUGAACUGAACUAGGUGUUUAUAUUCUUCUGUUAAUAGUUUUAUUAUUUUAAUGAUCAUAAUUCAGUUCUUCUGAUAGUUUGACGGAGCAGCCACAGAUUUGCAGUGUGAACUCCUGGUCAGACACUUCGGCUCCCACCUCCUCUGCCUGUGCUUUCUGAAAACCGGACUGAUGAACAAAUCUGCCAACCCCGGGAACCCUGCUGUGCAGUAACACCCUGUGCUGGCUCAGGCAGCACAACUUGCCCUGCUUUGCUGUGCUUUGUUGUUGUUCGGGGUGACAGGUGUUGCUGCUAUGAUGGGGUCCAUUUGUUUUUUUUUUUGUUUUUUUUUUUUAAAAAAACCCAUUCCUUUUUCUAAAGGCAGUUUGCUGACUCGAGCUAUAUUUAACAGUAGUACAUUUUGACAGUUGAAUCACUUUUGUCCUAAAUGCAAUGUGUACAUACGUGACUUGAAUUUUUUUGUUAUUGACCUAAAUAAUUCUUAGAUUAGUAUUACUAGAUACUGUCGCUGUUAAAGCAAAUGCAAAGGGAAUGAACGUAACUCAUGGUUUUGCUUGAUCUGGUCUUGGGGAAAAAAAAAAUAUUUGACAGCUGACAAUCUAAUACUAACCCCUCCCCAGCAGUGCAGAUCACUGCGAACUCUUGUGCUCCUUUUAAAUGAGUGUGCUGAUGUUAGUUUUAAUAGACUCCUUUUGUAUGUCAUGAGCUGGGCCCAACGCGCUUGCUGCACUCAUCGUGGCUGAUCUUAUGGAUAAGAGGCCAUCGUUCCGCUGUUUACCCUCCUGCACCCCCUGAGGUCCACGUGCCUGACCUUGCCUGUGUAGUACCCAUCAUAGGAUGCUUCUGUGCAGUUAGCUCCAUGUUAGCCAAUUGCCAGAAUGGGGAUCUAGUGACCUUUUGCUGGUUUUUUGCCAAAGUGGACGCUGCCAUCCUCCCUCCCUGCGUGCGUCUGGUCCUCCCCAGUCCUCGUGUUUCGUUGACCUCCUCGUCGUGGCCGGGGAGGUGCACGUGCUCCUCCUCUGACGCUCUCCCUAUGGACCUCCAUGUUGCUCGAUGCUGUUUUAUGUGAGCAGAUGAAAUGGGAAAACCUUUCCAGUCUAACAACUUCUCCUCUCUACAUGUGAAAGAUUCGUUCACCGGAAGUAUUUUCCCUCUUUUUAAACUGGAAUCCUUUUAUGUCCUUUUAGAAAUCACACAGAGUUGUAUGUUACACUUUCUGCGUAUAGACAGAGGCACAGGCUGUCUGGGUGCAUGUACAGCUGGAAGUUUGCUGUGUUUUUCAUGCUAAAUGGAAAGUGUGCUCUAGUCACUGUUCUGCUUGAUCUCUACACAAUGUUUUCAAUGGGUGUGGUUUAAAUAUCUAAAGUUUCUUCUCAUUUCUGCUGUCAUUCUUAUUUUUAGUGACCUGGCCUUACAUUAGCUUGAGUCAUCUCCCUUAACCCAUCCUAAACAGAGCUGAGUGACAGGAAUGAAUUCUAAAACUGACGACAAUAUCAAGUCUGAUUUGGCCCCCUGGAUAAUGACUUUUUUUUAUUUUUUUGUGCUGCUGAUCUCACAGCAGAGCUAACGACAGUACCUCAUGAGUUCAGUUCCCUGGUCCCCCUCUGUGUGUUUGGCCGGCCAGCCAGCGGCUGUGGGGGACACGCUGCCCCCUAGCUGCUGCCUGGGGAGACGUGCUGAGCAGUGCUCGCUGCGCCCUGCGCUGUUCACUGGCAGUCCCGCACACGUCACCUUCAUGUGAAUACAGUGCUGUCCAUUUUAGAGCAGUUCUUUUGGUUGCUGAGUGCUUGUUUUAUAUUGUUACUCCUCAAAUUGGAUGAGGUCCCUUUUUUGUUUCUUUAGACAACCAAUUAAAAUGGGAAAUUAUUAGGAAAUGCAAAAAUAAUAUAUUCAAAACAAUUACUUGAGUUAACUUAUUAGGAAGAUGAACCACUAUUGAAUAAUAAAAAUUUGUCUAUUUGCACUGAUAUGGAUAUUAUGGGGGUUUUGUGAUGAAUGGGUGGGAGGUGAAAUUUUUAAUUGGUUUUGCUUAUUGGCGUUAAUAACAGGGUCCCAAUACAAGUCGCCAGUUUAAAAUUAUACAGGCAACAGUCAUCUACAGUUUUUGGAGUUCUGUCUGUGGUGACCUUCAGUCUAUCUGGCUUUUGUAUAAAUUUCCUCCAGUGAAGCUGUAAAUCCCCCUCCCGCUAACCUCACUGAUAAGCUCACCAUUUUGCCUUACUAAAUUAACUCUAUCCUAGCACCUGCAAGACUAGUUUCUUAUCUGAGAAGUAACUCAACUUGCUCUGUGAUAUUCUGGUCAAGGAAAAAAAAAAAAAAAAGAAAACCGGUCUAUCGCUGGGUAUGUGUUUGAAAAGUUGACCUUUAAGUGGUUUAACGGAGCACCCUCUCGAUGCCUAGGACGCAUGUGGCUGACGAUCCUUUUAAAGACGUGAUACAUUAGUAAUUGGAGUCGUGUUUAACAUUCGGAACAAACACCUGAGCAUGUGUUUCUGUGUGUGUGCAGAUCCGCCUCUGCAUUCACCUGCAGGGAUACUUUCUUGUAUUUAGAUUGUAAUUCUAUAGUAAAUUGUCUGCUACUUAGUCUCCCGUGAUUGACUUUACACAAAGGCUCAAUUAUUGAAUUAUUGUAUAUUUUGUAUAAUGUACUUAUUCCAAAGGAGAGAAAUUGUGAAAAGCUUUCUUCCCUAACUUUAAAGCUGUACUGUUUGUUUGGAGUCGGUUGAACAAAUUGCAUUCCUUGCUUGUGGAUUGUUGCUUAUUUUCUUUUUUUUUUUUUUUUUUUUGUUUUUUUUUUUGCUGAUAAGUUUGAGAAUAAAUUUCUAGUUUGCAAAAUGUGCCACUAAAUAAAUGGAUUACUACC
Paramormyrops kingsleyae is the source of this 6298-nucleotide messenger RNA. Its product is annotated as protein phosphatase 1A. Gene Ontology annotation, biological process: protein dephosphorylation. Gene Ontology annotation, molecular function: manganese ion binding; protein serine/threonine phosphatase activity; magnesium ion binding. Lineage: Eukaryota; Metazoa; Chordata; Actinopteri; Osteoglossiformes; Mormyridae. The record is from RefSeq and is a predicted model, not a curated record.